This is a messenger RNA of Bursaphelenchus okinawaensis, 2246 nucleotides long. NCBI's taxonomy places the organism in Eukaryota, Metazoa, Nematoda, Chromadorea, Rhabditida, Aphelenchoididae. The record is from the annotation of a GenBank genome assembly.
AUGUUUAUUCUACUCGCUAUAACCAAAUUUCUAACGUUUUUGGCUACUCCAACAUCGGCUAGACCAGCCAGCUUGGUAGCGUUGAUACGGUACAAGGAUUCGUUUCCAAAGCCAUCAGCUUUUGCCUAUUUUAUACCACCAACAAACGCUGCGGCAACUGCAACAACACUAUGGUGUUGUUGGCCACCAACAACCACAGCUGCACCAAAUCCAUGUUAUAGCUGCCCAUGGUGUUGUAACCCACCUACUACGACACCACCUCCUCCACCACCGCCAAACCCAUGCUACAGCUGUCCGUGGUGUUGCAAUCCACCUACUACAACAACAGCUGCUCCUGAUCCGUGCGCGAGUUGUCCGUGGUGUUGCUACAGCUAUACUACAACUACGGCCGCACCACCUCCGCCAAACCCAUGUUAUAGCUGUCCAUGGUGCUGCAAUCCACCUACAACGACGCCAGCUCCUCCACCACCGAAUCCAUGUUUAUCUUGUCCAUGGUGUUGUUAUCCACCUUCGUCUACUCCAGCACCGCCUUCGCCAAAUCCAUAUUAUAGUUGUCCGUGGUGCUGUAACCCACCUACAACUACACCACCUCCUCCACCACCGCCAAACCCAUGCUACAGCUGUCCAUGGUGUUGCUACGCUCUAACUACGACAACCGCAGCUCCAGUAUAUUAUCCAUGUGGCUGUCCUAGCUGUUGUGCCCUAUUAGCCUCUUCUGGAUUCGCCGGAGCAAUCCCAACGCUUCUGAAUGCCACGUUACCAGGAUUGGGAAUUCUACCUGGAUCAACGAUAUUACUACCGGAAUCUGAAUCGGUGACGAGGAAGGCUUCAGCAAAUGGCUUGACUUCAGAAAUUGGUAAGACUUCAGAAGUUGGAAAUAGUAAGAUUCCUGGAUUUAAUUCGUUGUUAUCUGGAUUACCAGGCCAUUCUUGGACUAACAGUACGGCAAACGUUGGGAAUAGUAGUACCAUCUGGUUGAUAGAGCCAUCUGGGGCUGCUUAUCCUUUAAAUUCGAAAUUCAAAGAGCUACUGAAGCAAAAUCACACUGAAGACUACAAAAAUGGUGGUGAUGAGAAUAAUAUUGACAACACAGUAGGUUUUUGCUAUCUUAUAAACAUUUUUAAACUAAACCUUGAAAAUAGUCAAAUUUAGGUUUUCAUCGUUUUUUAUCCGGUUUUUAAACUUUUUUUUAAAUUUAAAACUAUUUUAAAUGUUCAGAUUCCAAACUCAGAAAGCUCGGACCUAGCUGGACUGCCAGGCUAUCAAAUUCCAGUCCUUCAUCACGCUGAUGAAGCUUUCAAAACGAAGCCGAAGAAAGAAACAAUCCCAAAAAAUGAGACGAGUUGGCCGUUUCCAAAAAAGUAUCGUGAUGAAACUUAAUGUUAUCAUUGAUUUUUAAUAAUAACUUUAAUAAUAAAUUAUCUUAAAAGCUUAGGGAUACCAUAAAUAAUACAUAAAGAAGGUUUUAAAGCUGAAAGUACCCGUCAGAGUAGAAUACCAUGCUGAAAUCAUCGAAAGAAUAGAGAUUUUUCUAAAAAUUUUUAUAUUAUACUUGAUUUUAUUAAUGUAAACACGACAUAGAGAGCUAAAAUUUUUUAAAUAUGAAAUUCAGGUCAGGAAAACAAUGAAGUUUUAUAAUCCGUAAAAGGUAAAGGAUUUCUUCUUUUUCGAUAAAGGCGGAGAUAAAAAAAAUUUUGUCGACGAAGUGCCAAAAAUGUUAUUGGAAAAUGUUUAUUUUUAUAUUUUUCGAGUUUUUGAAGAUAUUCUGCCAGAAUCCUUGACAAAUGUGAGAUCUUGUCUUAAAAAUUUUAUUGGAAUGCAGAUAAGUUCAACUGUUUUAAACGUUACUAUUUUUUAGGAUUGUGAUUUUUAUAUCUUUUUCACUUUUUAUGCUAUUUUAUUUUAUGUUUUCGCGCCACAUUAUGUUAUCCAUGACCCAAAACUAACGUUUCUCAUUUCAGAUCGGAAUCCACAUCGGCACCUCACAGUUUUGGCCAUCUUUAUGAAUGGUAAGUUGCUUUUCCUUUAUUGUUUUUGUUUUUAGGGUAAUGUUUGGAGGUUUUAAUAGUGUUUUGAUGUUAGAAUGGUAAUAUAUGCCAGGUUUUUUGUUCUUAUACUUGGUUGAUAGAUCAAGAUGCUAAAUAUAGUUUUAAUAUGAUGAGCUAGCUUAUUUCAGUUUUGAGUUUUGAUUCCGAAAUAGAUUUAAGUUUUCAGAUCACAGUAUCCAUAGCAACCUCUUGAUUUGA